Chiloscyllium plagiosum (whitespotted bambooshark) is the source of this 1014-nucleotide messenger RNA. The record is from RefSeq and is a predicted model, not a curated record. NCBI's taxonomy places the organism in Eukaryota, Metazoa, Chordata, Chondrichthyes, Orectolobiformes, Hemiscylliidae.
GAAAGUCCAGGAGGAUGCCAGAGGGCAUUGACAUUUCCCGCUCACAUGAAGGGGACACAGGCCAACAUUCUCCCUGCAGACAGCCGCAACCUCCUCACCUUCACCGCCUGCAUCUGGGCAAAUCCAAGCAGCACAACGGAAGAAGUGGUGCUGUUCUCCUACUGCGCUGAAGGAAAUGGCACCGGAUUCCAGCUGUACCUCAGCCGAGGCGCAGUCUGGUUCUCGGCGGACUCUGUGGAAGUACACACUCGCACAGGCUUCUCGGGAAAGUGGACGCACUACUGCGGGAUCUGGGACGGCAACUUUGGGAACAUCACGUUGGUAGCCAAUGGUCAGGUGAUGGCUUCACGCAGCCUUACCACCGGGUUGCACACAAUCCCUGGCGGAGGAGCUGUGCAACUGGGCCAAGUAAAUGCCAAAUGCCAGGCGGGCGAAAACGCCAAGGUACCCACUGCGUUCACUGGAAAGCUGACAGGCUUUAACCUGUGGGACGCAGCCAUCUCAGAGAUGAAGGUUAGCCUUCUGCUGCAAAACAACGGGUGUGACUUCAAGGGGAACAUGGUGGGGUGGGAUGUUUCUCCAAUAACCGUGGGAGCUGGUGUGCUGAUCGAGUAGAGAAUCACUCUGAUACACACGUUAACAGAACUUUAUAUCACAGAUUAAAAAAAACGAAAUCCCUUCCCCCACCCCCCCCAUUGCAAAAAAACUUAACCUUACAGCAGAUAUUUUAUAAAAUGAAAAAUGGCCUUGUAUCUGGUCAGGCAGCCAUUUUAAAAACUAUUUCAUUUGGUGCCCGGCCUAUCCGAUGUUGUAAAACCAGUCAUACACCACACAAAAAAACCCAGCUGAAACAGUCCAGCAAACAAUGGUGCAAUUACAAAGUACCUCAGGGUACACUUGCUUGGGGUGCUAUUUUAAAAUCACUCCCUCGUAGCACCCUGUUCCACCUGGAUACACAGGGAGAUCUAUUCAUGGGCACACUACCCUGUUUGUCCAAGAAUGUUUUGGUAUCCC